Molecule: messenger RNA, 1702 nt
Organism: Cephus cinctus (wheat stem sawfly)
Lineage: Eukaryota; Metazoa; Arthropoda; Insecta; Hymenoptera; Cephidae
Gene: RpIIIC53
Product: DNA-directed RNA polymerase III subunit RPC4
Exons: 8
Coding region: 318-1529 (403 amino acids)
Biological process (GO): transcription by RNA polymerase III
Cellular component (GO): RNA polymerase III complex
Molecular function (GO): DNA binding
Source: RefSeq, a predicted model, not a curated record
UAUACGCAAUAUGUCUGAUACGCGCAUGAGUCAAUGAGUUAUCCUGGUGAGACACAGUUCAUCGACGCAUAGGCAGAGCUGGGGAACUUUUUCAGUACAUUCGACUGUAUAACGUAUUUUUUUAUUGCGAGUGUAGAUAGAUGUAGAUAGAAGUGAAUUCGUACAACCUUUCGUCGUACGACCCAAUACUGAGGUUUACUGACAGUACUACUACUGUAAAAGUAAUUGCAUUUGUCUCAGGUACGUGUGGAUGAAUAACGACAUAUCAUCGGUCGCAGUACUGGCAGUCAAUUUCGGAACUUACCCCUGGAGAUGCGAUGGCUUCAAAUCAGUUGAAUAAUGCAAACCGUCCAACCAAUGAAAACAGUCAAGUGAAAAUGGAACCCGGUGCAUCAGUAUCGACCCUGUUAAAAAAUAUAAAGACAGAGCCAGGCCUUUCAUCGUCCACUACAAGACUAACUUCUUUUCGGAUACCUCGAGACUUAACGCUUGGUGGAAGCAUUAAAACCGAGAAAGCUAAAAAAAUAUAUACACCUAAUUUAAAUGCUCAGAGGAACAAGAAGAAGGAAUAUGGAAGUUCCAGCUCACACCAAUCAAAAAUAUCUAAAGAUCGAGACAGAGGUAGAGGUCAUAGUGGUGGUCGUGAGGAUGGAGGUAGGGGACGUAGAAAAAUGUCAAUGAGUAGUUUCAUACAGUCUGUUGGAGUAUUUUCUGAGGGUAUAACAGAUGCAGCACGCGCAAAUAGACGAUACAGUGGUGUAACUGACAGUAGAAGUGAUGGAAACAGUGGUCCAUUCCUUGAAAAGCCAAAAUUAAAUUUAGACCGUAAUGUUAAUAAAGCUGCCGAGGAAGAAAAGUUAAAGUUACUAUUGAGAGAUGACUUUAUUGAUAAUGGAUUGGACACGGAUCUGGAUAAUGCACCAGUUAUGUUACCAAUGAUUGAAGAUGGAACGUUGUAUAAAGAAGAUUUGAAGGAAGAGACCGCCGAGACGGAAUCAAAGGAUUCGAAACCGAUUAUUUUGGAGAAUGGCGAAGUAAGGUCACCAGAUUAUUCGGCAAACGCGAAGGCAUCAAGAUUGCGUGUAUGUCCAAGAGGCAAGUUGGUAGACACUACGAUUCCCCAAAUUUUUGAUAGCAAACGAAACAGCUACAUACUGAUACAGCUUCCAGAUUGUUUGCCGGGAUUGAGAGUUGGUGAAGAAUUAAAUGAAUUCAGAUUAAAAUCUGCAGAAUCAAGCGUAGAAGGGACAGAUGUUGGAAGAAAUUCAAAUAACGAAUAUUGUACAUUAAAUACUUUGAAGGAGGGACUGUUGGGAAAGUUACAAAUUUUCAAGUCUGGCAAAGCACGGCUUGUCUUAGGCGACAACGAUUUAAUCGUUGAUGUUGGUUCAAAACUUAGUUUUCGUCAGGAUCUUGUGGCUACGAAAGUCGACAGUGAAAAACAAACAGGCCAUUUGAUCAAUUUGGGAGGAAUCGGUGGCACACUCAUAUGCUCACCAGAUUGGGAAUCAAUGUUGGCCAAUAUAUAGUGUUUCUGAAUAAAUUGUUUUGAUUGUACAAUCAUACAACGUGCAUCUUUAGACGGAAUUAUGUGAGGGAGGGAAUGAUUUAUGAUUAUGAUGCUUCCUUCAAAUUAGUGUAUUUUCAGUGUCUGAAGUAAUAAUAAAUUGUGAAACACGCGUCACAGCGAGUACAAACUAAA